UUGUAGCAGUAUCUGUGUUAGCAGAGAUGCUGGAGAGACCGAGACACUAGGCCUACAAUGCACGCGGCGCUGUCACAAAUAGACCUGGCACGUAUUUUUAGUGCAGCAGAGCGGAGGGCCGCUUCUUGGACGCUUCUGGAAGGCACUGCGUCGCAACUGGUGGAAUCACAAGCAUUGUCUUGAAUGACCGUGAUUGCUCAGUUCACUCGAUCUCUCUCUGGGGGAUAGAACAACCUAUCUGUUGGUGUAUGUGUUUGACAACAAGGGGAGAGUUAGGGUAAUGUCACACUGAAGACUCAGCGGCACACGAUUCAGAGGACGACAGAGGCCACAAGGAAGAAUUACGGUUAGCAGUGCAGUGUGAGAAUAGAUGCUGCUUCUUUUUCUACGGUUUCCCAUGAAGGGCCAACUGUUUGUGACCAGUGUAGGCGCCACUGUUUCUCAGGAGCCCGUAGCAGGGGGAAUAAUAAUAAUCCUGCCAGCUUUACACCAUGGUUGUCCCAGAGUCACAAGAUGUGCAACUGCCACCAAGUGGCUCUGUGGGCAGAGGCACCAGCCAACAGUACGGAUCCAACCUGUCUUCAUCUCAACACUCUGGAAGUCCCCAACAUUUUAGCUCUAAUGGGAAUAUUUCACCAGUCAACACUGGUCUCCAUUAUGAGCCACAGGAUUACACCGAGACGGACUAUCUGCUCCCGACUCAACUCUAUGGUAGCUCAAGGUUUAGUGGAUCUGUGAGAGCAAAGGAUGCAGGUGGCUCUGGUGCACCUGCUGAGUCAGUCUGUUCCAUGGUGCUUCAGAUCCUGGUACCAUUUCUUCUGGCCGGGCUCGGGACUGUGUCUGCUGGGGUGCUGCUUGAAGUGGUUCAGAACUGGGACGUGUUCCAGGAAGUACCAGAGAUCUUCAUCCUGGUGACUGCAAUAUUAGGCAUGAAGGGAAACCUGGAAAUGACUCUGGCCUCGAGACUCUCGACUGCUGUGAAUGCAGGAAAAAUGGAACAUGCCAGAGAAAAGUGGAUGUUGAUCGUUGGGAACCUGGCGCUUAAGCAGCUACAAGCCACAGUGCUUGGCCUGUUAGCCUCUUUGAUGGCGACUGUGUUGGGCUGGAUGGCAGAAGGAAAGAUGCCCUUACACCAUGUGAUGCUCCUGGUUUCAACCAGUGUUUCUACCGCCUUCGUGGCUUCUUUGCUGCAAGGUAUUAUUAUGGUGGGAGUGAUCAUUGGAGCCAAGCGGAUGGGAUUCAACCCUGACAACGUGGCCACGCCCAUGGCUGCCAGCUUUGGGGAUCUCAUCACUCUUGCUUUGCUGGCCUGCUUCAGUCGUUGGUUCUACUCCCUUAUAGAUCUGUAUCCCCAUGUGUUGUACCUGGUUGUUCUGUUAUUGUUGUGCCUGAUUCCUCUUUGGGUGGUCAUCUCGUCCAAACAUCCUGCCAGUUGCAUCCUGCUCCGCACAGGCUGGGAACCAAUCAUUACAGCCAUGUUCAUCAGCAGUAUUGGAGGACUUAUUCUGGACAAGACUGUGUCAGAUCCAAACCUGGCAGGAAUCAUAGUUUAUGCUCCAGUCAUAAAUGGUAUUGGAGGAAACCUCGUCUCCAUACAGUCCAGUCGUGUUUCUACUGAAUUGCAUUUGAAUUACUCACCUGGAGAGGUUCCUGAAGACCGUAAGGGCUGCUUCAGUCCUUGUCGCACUUUCUUUGGUUCAGGAGCAAACCAUCGAUCUGCUCAGAUUCUGCUUCUUUUGGUGAUCCCUGGUCAGCUCGUCUUCUUACUCACUAUUCACCUGAUGAAAGGAGGCAACACUUUGCCCAGUCCUCUCUUGACCGUCGCCUUCUUGUCUGCUUCCCUGAUUCAGGUCUUGUCCUUGCUGUGUUUAGCCGACUGUAUGGUCCACUGUCUAUGGCGGAGGGGUAAAGACCCCGACAGUUACUCAAUACCCUACCUUACAGCCCUCGGAGACCUACUAGGUACUGCUCUCCUCUCUCUUGCCUUUGUCAUGCUGUGGUACAUUGGUGACUCAGGCGGUGUAUAGGUUCAAAGCAAGAAAAGGUUUGAAGAAGAACAAAGGUGCCUACAUCUUAGCUAGCUAUACAGUUUCCUGCCUUACUGAAUGUUUACCGAAGCUGUUUCUGUUUCCUAGCAACUUUCCAAAGACAUGGAUGCACACAACAACAACAGACAACAGAGCUUAAAAGGCUCAUACAGUUCCAGUACAUUUUUUAAUGAUAGCACACUUCUUGUUUUUAGGACCAAGGUUUUGUCACUUUUUACUCAUUACACCUAUCAUUUUUAUAACUUUUUGGACACUGAAUAAAAGGAAAUGAAAGUAGGUCUAUAUUCCCCUAAUUUACAAUGUAUUUCGGUUAAUAUUAUAAAUGUUAUGUAUCUCAGUUUAAUUUAUAGUGGGUAUACAGAAAAUCUUAUUGUGCAUGUGGUGUACGGCAUAUAACAUAGCACACAACUGGGCAUAGCAAAUGUCGAUUAGAUCACUUCUUGUUUUCUAUCGACAAAAUUAGGACCAAAAGUCUAAACUGACUGUAUUAUUGUAAUUAGUAGAACAGGAAAUGUAAAAUGCCUACUUGAUCUUCUGAAUUUGUAGGCUAUUUUAUAAAUUUUUUGUACAUGAAAUAUGUUGUUUCCCGAAGAGAAGGGAUUUUUUUAAGAACACACAGAAAGCGGAAGGUGAGUGACAGACAGUUAUACUGGAAAUGUACUCCCGUCGAUCCAGACUUCCGACAGGGUGAUGCAGGGCCCCAACGUGAAGCGUGGCAACACUCUUUUAUACUUAGCAAAGGUCUGUUAUACAGAAAUAGCAGACCGCAGAAUGCCAUGAUUGACCAA
This is a messenger RNA of Sander lucioperca (pikeperch), 2836 nucleotides long. Its product is annotated as solute carrier family 41 member 2-like. Gene Ontology annotation, biological process: monoatomic cation transport. Gene Ontology annotation, cellular component: plasma membrane. The record is from RefSeq and is a predicted model, not a curated record. The transcript has 12 exons. Bases 492 to 2027 code for a protein of 511 amino acids. Gene Ontology annotation, molecular function: monoatomic cation transmembrane transporter activity. NCBI's taxonomy places the organism in Eukaryota, Metazoa, Chordata, Actinopteri, Perciformes, Percidae.